AAUGAGUCGUGAACAGCGCUGCGCUUUCGGACACUUUCUGCUGUAACAAACAGCUUCACUGUAAGGCUAGCAGCCAGAAGCUACCAUUUAUUAGCACCGCUACAUUUCUAUCUGCUGCCUUUUAUUCUGUAAAUAUACCGCUGGCCUUGCACUUCUGUCCCAAUAUACCUGAAUAAAAUGGUCGUUUUGACAGAUAAUGAAGAUCAGGAUUACAUCCUGAUAGAAGAGCGCAAAUGCGUCUCACUGCCCUGCUCACCUGCUAAGCGCGUAUCUCCUGCCAAAAAGAAGCAGUUUUACAUCAAUCAAGCCAUCCGCAACUCAGACCUCACUCCACGUGCGAAAGGCAAGAAGAGCCUUCGCAGACAGGAAAACACCCGUUUUCUUGCCAACCUGCUUGAGAAGGACGAAUGCUCCAAAGAUGACCUGGAAGUUUGCAGCAACCCAGCUAUCCCGUCCAUCUUUACUGAAGCCUGCACCAAUGGAAACUAUAUCCAGCCAUGGGGCGACUUCAUGAAUUGCUCAGGUGAGGAGCAGGAGCGGCUGCUUUCUCUGUUGGAAGAGGAGGGGGCCAGGAAGAAAAAUGCCAAUCAGCUUCUUAAAGACCACAGAAAUGUAUAUCCUGCCUUUGCUGCUCAGGAGUGUUUCCACAGAAUCGAUCGCAGGCUUCGAGCGACUCUGAGACGGAAGCAAAUCCCCAUGGGAACGCUGGAAGUCAUCGAGGAAAACCUUCUCAGCUUCUUCAGCGCUGAACCUAACUCAGUUUACACAACCAUCCUCAGCAGCAGUUUUGAGAGGCUGCUUCUUCAUGCCAUCUGCCAGUAUAUGGACCUGGUCUCUGCCAGCAUCGACUACAACGGCUCACGCCAGACUAAAGUGGUGAACAAACAGGAGGAGUUUCUUCCUCCUGGACUUCUGCUGUCUGCCUAUCUGGAGCAGAUGAGCUGAAACCGGAACUACGCCUUUCUCUCCUGUUUCCUCAGAAAAAACAAGCUCUGUCACACUUUCAUAAAAUAUCCAGUGAUAUUUGGGUUUAUUCUGUCCACAAAGGAGUAAACAUUACUUUAGCAUACCUGUUGGCAUGUUGUUUUACAGGAAAGCUAGCAUACACAAACAUCCAACCACACCUUCACCACACACAUCGUUUCAAAUAUAGUAAAUUUCUGAGAUUACCAGAAAUAUUAGUAGGUUUCGACUUUCAAAUCCAUCCUGCAGAGCAGUUCCUCACUGGUUUGGAGCAAAACCGAGACAAUUUUUUUUAAUGUCAUUGGGCUUAAGGAAUAUUGUUUGGAAUAAGUGAUUAUGUUUUAAAUAGCUUUUUGCCACGACUAGUGAUUACAACACAGUUGUAAAAUCACCAUGUUUUGGUCAACACCGCCUCUUGAGGAUAUUUUUAAAUUACUGUUUAGAUAAACGCAGAUAGUUAAAGCAGCUUUAAUUCUUGCAUGUUUCGUACUGUGUGAGGACUGACUGGGAAUGUGGAGACAUGAAACUAUAACAGUGAGCUCAUCAACUUCUUUGAAUGCUUAUUUAUACUUUAUACAAUUUUCUCUUAGAGAACAAUAUAUCUUGAUCAAGAUAAAAAGUUUUUAUAAAUUUUCCAAGACCUCAACUGUAACGCAAGUUAUUUGUUCUGAUUGGCACUUGGAUUUUGUGUCAAAGAAAUGAAACUAGAAAUAUGUCAAAACUUUGACCUUUCUAUUUUGAUUAAUCCUGCAUAAUAAAUAGGAUACAUAUCUGUAUCAAGAGAAAAAAAAGCUACUGUAACCUAGGUUACAUUCAUAUUUGCACAUCUUUACAAAUGAUCCAAAAUGUGCAUAAAAUAAUUGUCUAAAAAAUAAGGCCAGCUUUUUGUUUUCAUGACGUCCUCCAACAAUUGUGUUUGGCAGUUAAGGUUUACAGGAUGCAUUUCCAAUGAAAGAAAUCAAGAGUCAGAAUAUACAAAAUGUAGACCUGCUUUUUAGUCAUCACUAGUAACUGUUUAGUUAAUAUUAUAUUGCUGUGUUUUGCUGGUGUUAUUUUAGAUUACUCAAAAACUAAACUCAUUCUGUUCAAUAUAAGCUGUUGAUUUACUCAACUUAUGAGUAUUUUUAAAAAUAAUUUGGUACAAUCUAUAAAGAUCAAAUAAAUCCUCUAAUGGGGAAAACCUGGUUGCAGUUAUGAAUUGAAUAUUUAAAGAAAUGAACUUGUGAAGUGUGUGUCCUGCUAAAAACAUAGAUUUAUUAUUUAAGCAGAAAUAAAAUCAACACCUAAAAACAUAAUGAAAAGUUUACUUCCUGUGAUCUGCAGCUCUCCGUUGGCUGUAAGGAAUCUGUUGCUCUGUUACACGUUUGGAUGAAUGGUGCUAAAACUGCUUUCAAAUCCAAUGCAUAUCCAAUGGAAAUAGUCACCCUCUGGAUUUCUGGUGGAAGUAUGAAUAUUAGUUGUCCUGUUUGGAAAGACAGCAGAGGUGAAGAUAACGGUCAUCGUUUAGGGAAGAUUUUUUCCAGUCAUCUAUAUAAGUAGAAGCUGGUUCAUUUCUGUCUGAAACACCAACAUCCUGAAUACACUGGAAAUGUCUUCAUAAACCAAAUGUUCAGAGCUUAACCAGUGCUACUGCAACCACUGCCAUCUAAAAUGCUGUUCAGGUUUUGAGCUUAGAUCUGUUUAGACCUCUAGAUGGUGCUGAUUUCCAGUGUAGACAGAGUACCUGUUUCAUCUCUGUAAAUCUCAUAGGAAACUUCAUUUUUUCAUGCCAUGUAAUUGGGGGAUUUGUUUCUGUGUAUAAAUGCUUACACACGUAUAACACAGUUUCAGUAUCAUAACCGAUGUUAUGGUUUAAUAAAAUCCACUUCCUGUGCAGCGAAUGCAUCAUUUCACACUUUUAUGACCUAUAUUUAAUAAAUGGAAGUUAUUUAAAACAAUUUCAUCAACAGUUGACACUUAAAGAAAAGCACUUCCGCCUUAUGAACAUUGUUUCUAUCAUUUGUCUCAACAAAAAUUUCCAAAUUUUUACUUGAUCAGAUUUUGAAAAUGUGUAUCCAGUAAGAUAGAAAAAACUGCUUUCUUUAUUAUACCGUUUACAGCAGUGUAAUAAAACUUGACCUAUUGGUGCAUUUUUGUCAACUACCAAAGCUUGUGCAUCUGUCACAAGGAUGCAUCCAACUUCUCAGGCUUUGAAAUGGUCACUGAAUGUGUCGUUAGGAUUUCUCUUGUCUUUUUAUGUCUCUGCAGACGAACGUAUUUCUCUACUGCAGUUUGCCUUUGUUCUCUGCUGCUCUCUGGAGGGCUGAUUGCUUUUUGAUGACAUGUUAUUGCACUGUAAAUAUUUAUCUUAAUUGUGCCAAACUUUGUUUAUUGAAAGCCUGUAAAACUGUAAGAGCUUUCUAUGUGAUACUGGAACAUCUUUGUGUUUAUCUGAUGUACAUAUUUGGAAUGAUCUCUGCCAUGAUUAAAGGGAAUUUAAGGUGCAAGCAUGAA
Cyprinodon tularosa is the source of this 3456-nucleotide messenger RNA. It is a transcript of the gene r3hdm4, whose product is annotated as R3H domain containing 4. Bases 178 to 945 code for a protein of 255 amino acids. Lineage: Eukaryota; Metazoa; Chordata; Actinopteri; Cyprinodontiformes; Cyprinodontidae. The transcript has 8 exons. Gene Ontology annotation, molecular function: nucleic acid binding. The record is from RefSeq and is a predicted model, not a curated record.